Vitrella brassicaformis is the source of this 2782-nucleotide messenger RNA. Lineage: Eukaryota; Vitrellaceae. The record is from the annotation of a GenBank genome assembly.
CGCAGGGAGAUCUGUUGCUCGCCUUUUUGCUGUCGAUCUGGAGCCUACGCCAUGCACAUCUCAGAUCUUGGUUCAUAGCUACGCUGGGGAUGAGUCGAGUGGCUGCACCAUGCUUAUCCUGUUCCCUAUUGGGAAGCAUCGCACCGACUGCUCUGCUGCUGCUCGCUGCCCGUGUGGACGCCUUCAUCCGCGGAUCUGUCCAGGCGUUUGCUGUCGAACGGCCCCUCUUUCCCCUGCCGUCUGCACACAGACGGCAACCAGUCACUGCGCUGCACUCAGUGAUGCUCCAACCAGGUGGGUACGCAGCCAAGGGCAAGCAAUUAAUGGUGCGUGCGAAUGAAUGUUGGUCUGUCUGUCUGCAUGCUUCUGGUUGGUGUCAACAGGUCGACUAAACAUGGACGCCUUCUUCGCCAAGGAUCUGCCGGGCAAUGACGAGCCGGACAUUCCGUACGAGCCGGACCCUGAGGACUAUGACCCGCUGACCGACCCACGGUACCACGAGGCCCGGCAGACUCUGAGGCAGCUCAACCAACCGGCCGGACUGAUCAUGCCGACGCAUCCCGACACCCUCACCAACUACACUGAUGCGGAGAUCGACAUGAUGGAUGCGUAUCAGGUGCAGUGUGAGCUGGCCUACCGGGCAUACAGGACACGAGGGCCCAACUUCACAAUCAGACAACGGUAGGUACACCCUCACACCCUCACACGCAGGAACAUCCAUCCAUCCAUCCGUCCAUCGGUGCGUGCAGGCUCAAGGACGCCAUGCGCAACCCCAAGCAGCUGCGCGACCCUGUUGAGCGGCCCAAGAGUGAGCUGGAGAUCCAGAGCGAUGAGGUCAUACGUGAGCUGCGGGAGGAGCGGCAGGCCGAGCAGGCGGCGCUCGACGACAAGAGAAAGAUGGAGGGGUCUGAGGGUGUCAGUCGAGAUGACGUCUUGGCGGAUGAGCCUAUCGAGCUGAGGCUGGCCAAGAGGAUGAGGGAGGUUGACGAGAAAAUCGAUGAGCUGGAGAGGGUGAGUGAGGACACCGCAGGAUAGGAUGGCACCUGUGGAUCCAUUCAUUCGUGCCCUCUCUAUCUGUCUGUGCGGGUGUGUUGUUGUGUUCGUUCGUGUCAGCGUCGUUGGAUCUGCAGCUGGCAGGACGAGUGGGACCAGAUGGCUGAGGAGAUGAAGAUGAAGGCACUUGCGGAUGAUGACAAGAACCUCACAGACAUCGGAUACGUCGAGGGAGGACGUACGCACCACACCGACAACCAGACAACCAGACAGACAGACAGACAGACACGCGUGGCUCAUCGGGUGGUGUGGUGUGGUGUGGCAGUGUCUGGCCGCUGGCCUGCCGACCAGUGGCCUGAGAUCGAGAAGUACUACAAGAUCGGCAACCAGGGGGACAUGCCCGAGGGCAGCAUCACUCUCGAACACAACCCGGUAGGCGGGCCGGUAUGUAUGGGCACAGUAAGGAACGGGACGCACUAUGGAUUACAAGUGAUAAUGGUGACCCUGCCGCACGUGUGUGCAGGAGCUGGCUGUCCAGCAGAAGCGCAGAUUCGUCGACCGGAGCCAAGGGAUGGGCACCUUCACACUCAUGGUGGGUGGGUGCCUUGGCGGGGGUGGGUGGGUCGGGUGGGGGGUGGGCUGGCGGCCGCAAGGCAUCAACACGCAUUCGGGCCGCUCCUUUAUGGAUUGAUGUGUGUACGUGUGUAUGUGUGUGUGCAGGAGAUCCACGAGCACUACCACGUGCCGCUGCGUUUCCUGGGUGACGUGUGCUGCAAGUGGGGGGCGCCUGCACCGGUUCCACUCGAUGUGCCCGUCAAGGUAGGUGGACCAGAACACGCCAUUUCCGUUGCAUGGAUCGAUGGAUGGAUGGAUGGGUUUCAGGAGCUGAUUUCUGGCGAGUUUGUGUGGCAUUUGAUCGAGACGGUCCACUACUUUGACCCAUUUGACCUCGAUGACCUGUGCGCACCACGAGCCAUGCGGACACAGACUGCAUAUUUGUGCGUCACUCACUGUGAAUGGUGUGUGGUGUGUGGUGUGUGGUGCAGUUACAUUGAGCGUGACAUCAUCGAUUUGGGUCGGAAGUUCAAGAUGCGCACCUCUGACCUGGAGAAGGUCUGCGACCAACUCGACAUCAGGUGGGCCCACACGGCAAGGCAAGACGACACCAUCCCAUCCAUCCACACACAUACACAUACACAUACACAUACACAUACACAUACACACAGACACAGGUGCUCUCCGCUUGUCUGUGUGUCAUGUCAUGUGUGUCAGGUUGCCAUUUGGCGUGGAGACUCAGGUCUCGAGAGAUGACUACAUCAAAAUCUGCAAAAGGAUCGGCGUCGAACUCGUAAGUGGGAAAGGAAGCCAACACACACACGGAGACUGCGGUGAUGUCUCAUCUGCAUGUAUGUGUCCAUCGAUGGUCUUCCUGUGUGUGUGUGUGUGUGUGUGUGUGACAUGUGGUCAGCCGCCCGACCCCUCCCAAGCCCCCGACAGCCCCACGCGUUUCCUCUUUGGCAAAGACACCAUCCUGCCGCCAGAGGAACUCAAGGACCUGAAAGUGGACAUAUAGCUAGCUAGGUGCGUCUUCUGUGGUGUGGGUAAAGGAAAGGUGUUUCAUUGUCUCAUGAGCUCGCUUGCUCGAGGUCCAUGGACCACGUGCAUGGUUGUGGUGGCGCGGGGACUUAGCGGUUUGUGUAAGCUAAGCACAGCCCUGAAGCACAACCCUGUAGAAAGAAGUUAGAGAGCGUCGGCGGGGUCUGGGGGUACGGUACGUCCACACAGACGG